This is a messenger RNA of Phragmites australis (common reed), 1788 nucleotides long. RefSeq lists its product as uncharacterized. Gene Ontology annotation, cellular component: cytoplasm. The transcript has 3 exons. Lineage: Eukaryota; Viridiplantae; Streptophyta; Magnoliopsida; Poales; Poaceae. Gene Ontology annotation, molecular function: glutathione transferase activity. Gene Ontology annotation, biological process: glutathione metabolic process. The coding region runs from base 202 to 1617 and encodes 471 amino acids. The record is from RefSeq and is a predicted model, not a curated record.
AUUUGAUUCCCACAGCCCAAAUAAUUCGAUCUCAUGUCUAAGGAAAGAAAUGCGAAUUGGUAAAGCAACCUACCGUGCAACAACCCUCAACUCCCGUGUGCCUGCAAAUAUUUGUAACCACUCAUAAGCUCACCACCAUCCCCUAGCAAACAUCUAGAGGCGCAGCCAUUAGAGAACAAGGUCGAUCGAUCAAGCUCCGUAAUGGCGUCCGCGGGAGGAGAUCAGGCGCUGAAGCUGCUGGGUGUGUGGGACAGCCCCUAUGUGAACCGAGUGCAGAUCGUGCUCAACCUCAAGGGCCUCAGCUACGAGUACGUCGAGGAGGACCUCCACAACAAGAGCGAGCUCCUUGUCGCCUCCAACCCGGUGCACAAGAAGGUGCCCGUGCUCAUCCACGGCGGCAAGCCUGUCGCUGAGUCUCAGGUUAUCGUGCAGUACCUCGACGAGGUCUUCGUCGCCUCCGGCCCGUCGGUCCUCCCCGCCGACCCGUACGAGCGCGCCAACGCCCGCUUCUGGGCUGCCUUCGUCGACGACAAGGUGGGAUCUCCGUGGUACACAGUCCUGUUCGCGCGUGAGGCUGAUAAGAAGGCGGACGCGGCUGCGCGGAUCGUCGCGGCGCUGGAGACGCUGGAGGGCGCGUUCAGGGAGUGCUCCGGCGGGACGGCGCAGUUCUUCGGCGGCGGCGGCAUCGGGUUAGUGGACGUCGUGCUGGGCAGCUACCUUGGGUGGUUCAAGGUGAUCGAGAAGAUGGUCGCCGUCAGGGUCCUAGACACGACGAGGACGCCGCUGCUGGCCACGUGGGGCGAGCGGUUCCGCGCGGCUGAUCCGGUGAAGGGUGUCCUGCCGGAUGACGUCGACAAGGUGCUCGAGUUCUUGCAGACGUUCCUGGAUCUCCAAAUCCAAAAGCAAGAGUUGCCAAUGGCCGGAGGCGGCAACCUGAAGGUGUUGGGCGUGUGGACCAGCCCGUUCGUCAUCCGGGUGCGCGUCGUGCUCAACCUCAAGGGCCUGCCGUACGAGUACGUCGAGGAGAACCUCGGCAACAAGAGCGCCCUCCUCCUCGGCUCUAACCCUGUGCACAAGAGCGUCCCCGUGCUCCUCCAUGACGACCGGCCCGUGAACGAGUCCCAGAUCAUCGUCCAGUAUAUCGAGGAGGUCUGGGCCGGGGUCGGCCCGGCCGUUCUGCCGUCCGACCCCUACGAGCGCGCGGUGGCGCGGUUCUGGGCGGCCUACAUCGACGACAAGGUGGGUUCCGCGUGGCUGGGGAUGCUGUUCAAGUGCAGGAACGAGGAGGAUAGGGCGGAGGCGGUGGCCCGCGCCGAGGCCGCGCUGGAGACGCUGGAGGGCGCGUUCAAGGAGUGCUCCAAGGGGAAGCCGUUCUUCGGCGGCGACGGCAUUGGGUUCGUGGACGUCGUGCUCGGCGGUUACCUCGGGUGGUUCGGCGUGAUCAACAGGCUGAUCGAACGCAGGCUGAUUGACCCCGCGAGGACGCCACUGCUGGCCGCGUGGGAAGAGCGGUUCCGCGCGGCUGACGCGGCCAAGGGCAUCGUGCCGGACGACGUCGACAAGAUGCUCGAGUUCUUGCAGACCCUGCGUUCUCUGAGCAACUACAAGCCAGAGUGAAUCGUCUUGUGAUGUGUGCGCGCGCUGAGCUGAACUCGAUCCGUCUGUCAGUCUUGGACCAGUCAGUUUUGCUUCUUUCGACAAUAAACAGCGUGCUUAAUAAAUGUACAACAGUACUUGUGUUGUAACAAUGGUCUAUGCUGCUGCUUGUAAAUUGCGUCGUUUAUGCUC